CUCGGGUGGUAUCGCAGCCGCUGGUUUCGCUGGUAGACUCAGUCAGUUGGUUCUGAAUGCUACCGCAAGUCCGGUGUACGAAAAUGAGUUCACCACCGGCAGCAUCAAAAUCAAUAGCUUCAACGAGACCACAAUGCAGAUUCCGGAGUAUAUACGAGCGACAUCGAUGGUAUUCUGCAUUAUUAUCAUGUGCUUGGGAGUCAUCGGAAAUAUUAUGGUACCCAUCGUUAUCCUCAAGACGAAGGAUAUGCGUAACUCGACCAACAUUUUCCUAACUAACCUGAGCAUCGCGGACCUGCUGGUGCUGCUCAUCUGCACGCCGACGGUUCUGGUCGAGGUGAACUCCCCGCCCGAGGUGUGGGUGCUGGGAGAGGAAAUGUGCAAGGCGGUACCCUUUGUCGAGCUGACGGUGGCGCACGCCAGUGUCCUAACGAUCCUGGCAAUAUCCUUCGAGCGCUACUACGCCAUCUGUGAACCAUUGAAGGCCGGCUACGUUUGCACCAAGACGAGAGCACUCAUGAUUUGUCUGGCCGCGUGGACCGUGGCUGCCAUUCUUACAAGUCCAAUCCUUCUGUUCGCCGAGUACAGCGUCGAGGAAUAUCCGGAUGGGCGCCGUGCUGCCGUGUGUCUCACGAAAGCCUCCACCAUGGGGGCGGUAACCUUCUUCCUGAUGACCAUAUCCCUCUUCUUUCUGCUCCCACUAAUCAUCCUCGUAGUGCUGUAUGCAAUCAUCGCGAAGAAUCUGAUCGCCAGCAACAACUCGCGAAUGAAGAUACGACUCAGCAAACCGGAGCUCAGCUACAAGGCUCGCAAACAGGUGGUGCUCAUGUUGGGGGCGGUUGUGCUCGCGUUCUUCGCCUGCCUGCUCCCAUUCCGCAUGCUGACACUCUGGAUCAUUAUGGUAUCGGAGGAAACCUUCCAAAAGCUAGCCGUGGAGAAGUACUACAAUCUGCUCUACUUUAGCCGCAUAAUGAUCUACCUCAAUUCGGCCGUCAAUCCGAUACUCUACAACCUGAUGUCAUCCAAAUUCCGCAAAGGUUUUCUGCGGUUGUGCAAAUGCAGCCGUCUUUGCUCACAGUCUGGGCGGCGUGGAGGAAAAGUGCGUGGCAGAUCAGCUACAUUCACGACCACAACCACCUCGUCCUACCUCACAAGCUCAUCGAUUCGGAACAACAGUGAAAAAUACACAUUAUCGUUGGACGAUUUACGCUUCCAUACACUCCGAAAGGACCAAUCAAAUGGGAUUCUGGCGACAAGCAAAACGCCAAAGCCCUCCACCGAUAAAUCCGAAGAAGCCGGCAGCACCAGUGACGAAGACGAACCCUUCCAGUUAAGUAGAUUCUAUCGGAUGAAUCUGCUCCGACUUUAUUCGACCCCGCUGCUGGUUUAUGACGAGGAUAGACAGUCGGCCGUCCCAUUCCCAGCAGAGAUCGAUAAUAACCAGUCCCUCGAGGGUGGAGCAUUCAAGCGUCAAAUCGGUGUGACCUUCAAGGAAGCCAACUUUGACGACAGCGGAUCAAUCGAACGUAGUCCCGAAGGACGAGCGGUCCGAAGCGAUUUGCCUAAUCCGUGCAAAUUGAAAUCCAGCCAGAAGCAGCAGCAGCAGCAGUGGCAUGGCGGGGGCAAAAUUUCACUUUCGCCGAGGCAAACCAAGCAAAUGUCGUUAGAUGAAAGUUUGCUAACACGGAGCCACCACUGUCCAACGAAAGCUGGUAUCACGCCGAACAAUGUUUGAAAAGUUUGAGUAUUAUCAUUCAAUCCGGAUCAAUUAACGUAACCCGAGACACCCGAGACACAGCGGGAUAUUCUGUAUUUUUUUCCGAUAGAUAUAUUUUUAUCGUUCGAAUGAGCACCUCGUAGGGAUCGUGUUCUUCGUGACGUUGUAUAUAAAUUUUGUACCAAUGAUUCUUAGAACGCCGACUUAUGUAUCGUGAUGCCUAUUUUGUUUCGUAUUGUUGUGUAUAAUUUCUCAAGAUUUGCGUAUCAGGGGUGGGAUGCAUUCUGGUCGGACAAAUAUUACGGAACCAAUGUUCACAAUCAAGCGCUUUGCGCAAAAAAAAGCAUUCCAGAACACAGUACUGAGACUAAAAUAUGGGUUCUGAAAAAAGAAUGUAGAACAAUUACGAGGCAUGUUCUCAAAACAAAUAGUGAAGUACUGAUAAUUAUUCUUACUUCAAUUUAGAUGUAUCUUGAUGAGGUAAAAACAUUUUGUUAAACAAAAGCAAUACCUUGAUACGUAGCUUCAUCUCAAUAUAUUUAAUAGUAUUAGCAUCGCAGCGGAGAAUGGGACAUACAAAAUAUGAAUACAGUGGGAUUACCGAAUAAAAUGAUUAUCAAACUCACCUAUCGUCAAUAUUAUGGUUCAGUGUAAGGUGCACAAUAAAGUGCAUAAAAAGUCUGGGUAAGUGCACAAUAAAAAUGAGCCAUGCAGAAUAUUUCACCAAAAGCAAAAAAUUUUUUUUUGCAUUUUCUAGCAAAUAAAAUGAAAAUUGUUACUGAGGUGUAUAGUUAGUAAUUCUAUCUUACUAUCGAUAUUGUAUAUAUUAGGUUCUAAGUGUUUUAUUACAUCCACAUCAACAACAGUCUACAAAAACUUCCAUAAUACCUACCCAAUUCAAUUAAACUAAGUGUUAUUCGACUGUACCUAGCAAUAGAAGAAGAGUAAUUUGUAUUUUAAUUUACUCCAAAGAUUUUUUUUUAAUAUUCUCUCUGCCCAUCCUUUUGCACCCAUACAAACCACUCGUCACAGUAGUUCCUUCCUUUUCGCUUGAAACACCUCUGGUUUGAUCUGGAACACGAACGAACAGUCAGAAGUGCAACGAAUUACUUCAGAAUAAUUCACUGCGGUUUUUGCAUUGAGAACAAUGUGAUAAUUGGGUAAUUUGGUAUCAAUUCAUAAAAUCCGGAAGGUCAUGGCAUGGUUUAAUGAAUAGGAGUUUCAGAUUCUGGACUGGUCAGCACGUUUACCAAUUCAAAACCCUGUAAGUAACUGAUGAGGAGUGAUCAGAUGAAUAGUAGAUGCAGAUUACAAGCACUAUGAGUGAUUUGAAGAGCUUAAACGAGCAGUAUCCUCUGCGUAGAACGAGAUACACACUACAACAUGGCGCAGUUUGGUCAAAACCAGCCCGAAUGGGUUAUUUGAACUGAUUGAGAACUAAAGAUGGCCUACAAAUUAGAAACUUAUUGUAAUUCAUGUUAAAUUGACGUUAAUUAUGUAAAGGAAUUAGAGUUUUUCCAUCUGGCUCUAUAGUUAUGAAACACUGGAAUUUUAGUUUUUUGAAUAUUCCGCACCUGAACACAACAAUAAAGUUGGAAUGGCCAGUCUUUUAAAUGAAGAUAGUUAUUGUAUUCUACACUAUAUACUCCAAUUCAACCGACUUCUUACAUAUCUCUGGAAACUCAGAAAAAAUGAGUGGUUCUAUAGUUGUGAAACGUAGUGUACCAUCAACCAGUUUGAGAAUGCGAGCCCACCAACGAAAAUGGACUAAAACUUAUCGAGUUCAUUGCCUCCAAGCACGAGGCCGUUCGUAGCUCCUUCUUCCAAAACAACUUCCAUUAUCGUUAAACCUGGAGAUCACCACAGUAAUCGGAAACACAAAUCGAUCGAUGAUCGGCACUUCUGACAUCCUCGACGUCAGAACCUAUCGUUGCGCUACCGUUGACUCAAACCUCUACCUGGUGAUGGUUUGGACCGUCAGUCGUCAAUUGCAUAAAACAUCAAUGCUCUUUACGGUACCACCUACGACGACAGCAGAAACCGAUCGUUGCUGAGCAAUCCCGAAUGAAAUCGACAAACGACAGAACAUGAGUAUUUUUGAUUCGAAUGAAAGUUUGUAUUCCGUUAGGGUUGGAGGAAAUAUGAGUUUUCCACAGCAAUUGGGAAUUUUUUGACUAACUGUUGAAAAGGGCGUAUCGAUUUUAGAAAGAGAA
Toxorhynchites rutilus septentrionalis is the source of this 3930-nucleotide messenger RNA. It is a transcript of the gene ETHR, whose product is annotated as growth hormone secretagogue receptor type 1. The record is from RefSeq and is a predicted model, not a curated record. The coding region runs from base 134 to 1735 and encodes 533 amino acids. Gene Ontology annotation, biological process: G protein-coupled receptor signaling pathway. Gene Ontology annotation, molecular function: thyrotropin-releasing hormone receptor activity. Gene Ontology annotation, cellular component: plasma membrane. NCBI's taxonomy places the organism in Eukaryota, Metazoa, Arthropoda, Insecta, Diptera, Culicidae. The transcript has 4 exons.